This is a messenger RNA of Penicillium soppii, 1344 nucleotides long. RefSeq names its product FluG family protein. The record is from RefSeq and is a predicted model, not a curated record. Lineage: Eukaryota; Fungi; Ascomycota; Eurotiomycetes; Eurotiales; Aspergillaceae. The transcript has a single exon. Gene Ontology annotation, molecular function: glutamine synthetase activity. Bases 1 to 1344 code for a protein of 447 amino acids.
AUGGAGCAAUCAACUGCAUGGGCGAAUUUUCUGGAGGAGAAUGACAAGGUGGAGUAUGUAUGGCUACAGUUCUUGUCCUACACCUCCGACACACUCGUUCGAAUCAUCCCCCGAGCCAAGUUCACCGCCAUGCUCAAGGAUGGAGAAAACCUCUCUAUGCCCCGCUGCAUCCUCCAUCUCCUGCCGGGAGAUCGUCUCACUGAGGGAGGUAAUCCUGCUGGCAAGCUGCUUCUCUGCCCAGAUAUUAGCUCUGCCUAUUGUCAAGCUGGGUCGAAUGGUACUCGCGCAGUGAUCAACGUGUGCUGUGUACAAGAUGACGGAACUUCUGUUGCCGAAUGCCCGCGAUCGAAUCUCCUUGGACUACACACGAUGCUCCAAGAAAAGAUGGAGUCUAGCCUUCUUGUUGGAUUCGAAGUAGAGGUCAUGUUCCUGAAACCCAGACAGGAAGGCGACAUCACAGUCGACUACGAGCCCAUCAACACCCAGCAUUCAUUCUCUAGCAUGACUCCCGAGGAUCGCACCUACAUGCAUCUUAUCGAAGCCGUCGUUCGAGCCUUAUCCACAGUGGGCAUUGACCUAGAGCAGUUCCAUGCAGAGGCAGGGCCCGGCCAGUGGGAGUUCGUACUGCCACCCGCAGAACCUGUGCGGGCGAUCGACCUCCUGCUACGAGCCCGCGAGACCAUCAUGCACGUUGCCCAAACAUUCGAAUUACGCGCUACAGUAUAUACGCAGCCAUUUCCGCAGAAAGCCUGCAAUGGAGCCCACGUGCAUAUAUCCCUCAACCCGAAGGACAAAAACAAAGUUGAGAAGAUAGACCAAAAGGCAGCGUCGUUCUUCGCCGGCAUCAUGCGCCAUUUACCUGCUAUUUCAGCAUUCACACUACCUACCGACAUUAGUUACGCACGUGUGGCAUCAGGAAUCUGGAGCGGAGGCGAAUAUGUCGCAUGGGGCUGGGAAAACAAAGAAGUCCCAAUCCGACGGAUUGCGAAGAACCGAUUUGAAAUAAAAAUGGUGGACGGGCUAUCGAAUCCGUAUUUGGUUUUAGGCGCCAUUCUCAGUGCAGGGAUUAUCGGGAUCCGACAAAAAAUGCUACUCACCGCGGGCCCUUGUUCAAACGCCCCCGCUCAGUUGUCGGUUCAGGAGCGAGAGGUUCUGGGGGUCAAGGAUCGACUGCCUGCUACGCUUGAUGCGAGUAUUGCUGCUCUAGAUGCUGAUACUCACUUGCAAGUUAUACUAGGAGUUAGCAUUGUUUCAUUAUAUAUCUCUAUCAAGAGGGGCGAGGCGGAGUUUCUUCGUGCGAUGGAUGAUGAUCAGCGCAGGCUUUGGUUGAUUGCGAGGUACUAG